UUAAGAAUGUAGUCAAAACAAAGCGUAGACGAGCCGGCUGCACGGAAGUGGUAUGAAAUGAGCCGAUAUAGUUAGAAUAUAUGUAUAUGUAUAUACAUCACGGUUUUAAACAUGCGGUUGGUCUUUUAAUUAUUAAUUAUUAUUUUUUCUAACCAAGCACAUAGUAGUCGCUUGAACUUAUCGAAGAGCUCGUUAGCUCGCUGGCUAGCGUCAGCAACACAAGCGGCCAUGCCUCCCUACUCCGAACUGAAGAAAAGCAACCACUUCUACUACUUCAUCAAGUUCACCCUAAACGUCUAUUCCAUGCUGUUUUCGCUGAUGGGUCUCUGCGUGCUCUGCGUCGGGGUGUAUGCCGAGGUGGAAAGGCAGAAAAAUCGAACUCUGGAGGGUCUCUUCCUGGCUCCUGCUGUGGUGCUAAUCCUGCUGGGCCUGGUAAUGUUCACAGUCUCACUUGUGGGCAUGGUUGGCUCCCUCAGGGACAACAAGACACUGUUGCACAUGUUUCUUUGCGUCCUCUGUGUGUUGCUACUUCUCCAGGCUAUCGCCCUCAUCAUAGCGCUUCUUUUUGAGAAGAAGACAUCGGCCUUGUUUCAAAGCAGCAUACGAGAGGGAAUCAAACACUAUUACGAUGAUCUGGACUUCAAAAACAUCCUGGAUUAUGUGCAAGAAAAGUUUUCAUGCUGUGGAGGGGAUGAAUAUAAGGACUGGGCUGUCAAUCAAUACCAUUUCUGCAACGGCACUGGUCCACUUGCAUGUGGGGUUCCAUAUACCUGCUGCAUCCCCGGUAAGGUGGGAGAGGUCAUUAACACCCUGUGUGGGUCCAAGGCUAUGGCUCUCGAUAAACAGCGUGAAACCCUGCAGGAGGUGAUCCACGUGCGAGGCUGCAUACAUGCAGUCAACCUUUGGAUGACUGACAACAUUGGAAUAACCAUCGCCCUGUGCUGUGCCAUUGGGCUGCCGCAGCUGUUGGGCAUUGUCCUGACCUGUCUCUUCUGGAACCUCCUGGUGGAAAUGAGCCAGUCAGUUGACAUGGUGGACUUCAAGCUGAAAAAGCUGGAGUUCAAGUACAACGAGCUGGACCUGGCUGGUGCCGGCUGCUGUAUGUGCCUGCCAAGAGACGGCGGCUACUUGCCCAUUCCGGUCGCCGAACCCGAUCUGGACCCCAUUGAUGUUCACCUGCAGAAGCUGAAGAAGCAGCCGCCUCGCACUCAUUCUCAGCUCCUCCAUCUCCAACAGUCCAGAUCGACCACCGGGCUGGACGAGGUAGAUGUUGGACGUAAACUGAAAAGGGAACACUAAUUAGUCUUCAUGCGUCAUUUGUAAAAUUUGUAUUUGUUUGAUUUGUGUUGCACUACUUAAGGGUUAAACCUCUGCUGUCGGAUUUAGGGAAGUUGCUCAGCCAAACUGAUCCAAAAGACCUUGUCACUUUUUAAGAAUUCCACCAACAAACGAAGAGCAGGGUUGUUCAAACUUGAUUUUUAUUGACUAUUCUAUACAUGAAAUUACACAUGAAACACGAUGGACGUUUACAUCCACAUUAAUGAGAUCAAACGUUGGACUAUUGCGUGUUUGACACAAUGGAACCCAUUUAAGUCGGUCCCCUUCAAGUCGAUAAGUCCUGGUCCGUCGUCCACUUUUACUACUAAGUGCCCACUUAAGUCGUGGUGGACCACUUUUGACCACUACAUAAAAUGUUGAGAGCUAAAACCAGUAGUUUACAUUAUACAAUUUUUUGACAAACUUUUAUGAGUUACUGAUAUUUUUUAAAUAAAAAUUGUCAGGUUCAAACAUUGAUGACAUCUAUUAAUAAACAAGACAAGAGGCAAAUAAUUAAACAGAGACAGAAUUCAAUUUGGACUCAAUUGAGGAGAGACGCUGGGACACUGUACUCUUGUACAAUCUCCAGCAGGCUCUGGCGAAAGAUUGUACUCCUCCUUCUUUAUUUUACUUUCUCCGACCACAUGACCACAGCUGCUUCCAGAGGGAAGUGGGUCGUAAACAGCGUGGCCUUUGGUUACCACAGUUCAAAAGAAAAGGUCGUAAACAAGUUCAAAAACAGGUUCGUAAAACAGUUCAAAAAGACGUUCGUAAAACAGUUGGAAAAAGGAGGUUAAAAAAGAGGUCGUCUGGAAAUUGGGCAGAUCCUGCCUUCUCUCCGCUUUGAAGUCCUUGGGUUAGAACAAUAUAUUUCUGUUGAUUACCAUACAUGAAAGAAAAACAGAAAACCCUUCAAGUUGCUUUCCCCCUUACACAGUGGAGUUUUACGAACCUUCUUCUUGGUAGGUUUCAACGACAGCUUUUGUCUUCUUGCCAGGAACUCAAUGUAACACAAAGUUUUUGUGAUAACUUAGAAACAAUUAUUCUAACAAAAAUUAUCAAGAAAUACAUUCUUUAAAUAAUUGACUGUGUGUGUCUCUACUUGUCAUUAAGGGUUGAUGGUGAGGCAAGCAGACAAAGCAGGCACACAGCAUGAAAACGUGCACACAGUGACUUCCUGUUCAGUGCAAAAUAAAAAUGACACUUCUACCCUAGAUUCUACCGCUGCAAUUAACAUAAAGUUGUCUUUCUUAGAUUGUUAGCCACCGCAGGAAAGAGUUGGCGUGUUUCCGUAAAACUUAGAAUUGUAGUCAAGAGCGCUGCAAUUUUACACUGAUCAUGCAUCCUUUGCACUAGCAAAUCCAUGCAGCGUAGACAAUGAAAUCCAACCUAAACUUAAAAUAACAUAAUUUAUUUUGUACCAUUUUGCAAUACAACUUGACCGGUGUCAAGAAGUGGUCACAACAAAUAUUAUAUUGAUGAACACUCAAAUCUCCGCUGAGAUGUUUUAAAGAUGAAAAGGAGGUGUUCCAUCAACAAUCACCUUAUUUUACAAAAAGUGGUUACUGUCAGGCCAAAUUAACAUCAGCAAAAUAUUAUCUAGCAAAGCAACGGCAAAAAAAUAAACAAAAUUGUCUCAACAGCCACUGCUCUCGCAUCAACAGGCACACACUAGCUCACCCACUGUUGCCUUCACGGCCUCACAAACAGUUGGACAACUCAACUUAAAAGGGGUUCCAUUGUAUCACAAAAAUAAUCAAAUAUAAUAAUAAGAGGCUCGCUAAUCGCCUGUGUAGCUCGUCAAGUGAAACCCAAACAGUAAUCUAUGUUCCUAGUAAGAGUGAUGGCGCCUUCCGGUUAGGGUUAAACCCUGCUCACUACAAAAGUUGUUAUCUUCAACAGCUUAACGUACAGUAUAAUAAUAUAAUGGAAAUCAAAUGUCCUGCAUCCUAUGUCUGGAAAACCUUGAAAAUAAGCAUCAACUUUUGCUAAUUUAUUUGCUUUUUUUUUUUUUUUGUCUCAUUUGUGAUGUUUGGUUUUCUGGGAUUUUUUUUGGCAUUACAGCCCAUUUAAUUCAAGUUGAGCCUUUGAAAUUGAGCAAUGUCUCAUGUGCUAAAGCUUACCUCAGGCUGUUUUCCAAAUAGCCGUGUAGUCAAGAGGACAUCUUGUGUACAAAAAUUCACUGCAGAGUUUUUCAGUGUGUGGAAAAAUAGGACUAGCCAAGUAUGUCAUGCGUGUGUACAGGUUGUGUUAUACCUUUUUUUUUCAUGAGUUUGAUUUGUGCGGUCUGUGUACUUUGUAAAACUGAUAGUUGUGGAAUAACAAGAAUGCAUGUUUUGUACUGUGUAUGACCAUAAGCGGGUUUAUGAUACUUGGUUUACUUUGGAACAACGGUUCAGGUUUACAGCUUUUUUUCUUUUAACUUCAUGCUUUUUUAUUUUUGUCCAUCUCUCAAAGGGACAACUAAAGGGAAAAAACAGGCUACAACUCUGUUUAAAAGCAGUACUUUGACAGUGUUUUUCCCAGACCACUGUUUUGAGCUUCCCUUCAGCUCCUGCCUUGUACCAACACUACUGCUCAUGGUAAUAAACCUGAAUUUGUCUACUGA
Molecule: messenger RNA, 3925 nt
Organism: Nerophis lumbriciformis (worm pipefish)
Lineage: Eukaryota; Metazoa; Chordata; Actinopteri; Syngnathiformes; Syngnathidae
Product: tetraspanin-15
Cellular component (GO): plasma membrane
Source: RefSeq, a predicted model, not a curated record